AACUGCCUCACUGCACAGCUAUUGCAAAGCCCAACACCAUCCGAGCGGUGUGACCGUGUCACUCAUAGCAGUGCCGCAGCUAUGGGCAUUUUUGCGGGCUAAAGUCAUGUCAUCUGAGACUUUUAAUUGGGCCCGGGCCGCCACAGGGGGACAGCGGACGGCAUUCCUCCUCUGCCUGCGCCCUGUGUUGCUCUUCGCUGCGUGGCUCUGUGGAUAACAUGCACAUGCCUGCGCAAACAUGAGCUGCUGGAGUCCCUCUGACUGUCACUAAUGUAUUGACGCCUUGGCUACGUGCUGGAAAACGUAAACUUUGAUAAUUACAAAAUAAUAGAGUUAUAGUCUCAAGAUAGCGGAGGUAAGCUCUCGAAGAGACAGUGGUGCCAUCUUUGCUGGGAUUUGCGGAUUGACGGCUGAGACGCCUUUCUUCUGAAGAGACCUCAACAUUGACCUCACGGGAAGCGGACCGAAUCGGUGUUGAGGACUCACACUGCUACCUGAUUUAAAACUUUAACACUGACUUUUCUGCGUCGAAUUCUUGCUGCUUCAGCUUUGUUGUGUGCCUGUGACCUUACAAAGGGAUAAAUGAUCACCUCAACCAGAAGAGUGUCUCCUGAUAAAUCUGAAGUUAGAAUUGCCUUCAGCCUUGAUGACAACUCAGAUGUCUCAACAGAUGUAAAAGAUGUGGAGGACCUCUCCCAGACUUUCCCAGAUCUUGAACAGCGGCUACAGCCAGUGCCUCCUUGUGUGUCUCUGAGAGAGAGCGUUCAGGUGUACAAGGAACACUGCAGGAUGGCAAGAGAGUUCCACCAGGUCAAAAAUGAGAUUGCUGUGCUCGAGGAUCGCAAGCGCAAGUUGCUGGCGGAAAUGGUGGAGGAUGAGAAGGUUGCCAUGGAGAUCGCCCAUUUGGAGGAGGAGUUUCGGCGUCUGACAGAGGAGAACCGCACCUUGGUCACAGUCCAUAAAGAGCGUGCUAAGCAGCUGGAAAGGCUCUGCGUUAACAAUCGAACGAGGCAAGACUCCUCGUGACCUCGGCCAGAACCUAAGACCACCAGACUCUAAGCUGACACUAGGGCCAGGAACCAGGAACAAAUACUCAGCUAGUGCUCGUUUUACGCAGUCACAGUCUGUGAAUCAGCUAAUUACACAGAAAGCUGUGGUUUCUAUUCAUGUCUGAGUCAUUUGUUUGAACCACAUACAUGCAGUUAUCAAGUUGUUUUAGUGAUUCCACCAAGCUAUUACACACUGCCAGUUAACUGGGUACUGCUUUGUCUCUAUAUGAUUAUGCAUAACCCUCCUGGUUGCCAGUGGAAAAUCUAAAAAUACAAUAUUUCCAUACAUAGUCAGUUGCUGUGACUCUGAUAUCUGUCUUAGGUCCGGUAGAGACUCAAAUGUUUUAUCUGAGAUCUGCUGAGGGAGCCAAAGGUGGUACGAUGUGGUCCAAGUAUUUUAUUUAAGGAGUGUUUAACCUCCUCUCCCUCUCUCCUACACCCAGCUCAUGGAUGAAUGUUUCACACACUGUCAGGCAUCUGGAAAAUAUAAGUAUUUGUGAAGAACAGAAAUAUAAUGGGUGACUAAGUAUUUCACAGUAUAUGCUGCAACACAACACUGUAAGACUUGUACAUUUUCUUUUUUUUCUUUUUUCUUUUUUUUGAGGUAGUGUAUGUAGUAGAAACAGGGAAAUGUACAGCAUGACGAACUGUUGGUUAUUGUCCUCAUACAAAUAAAAUGUGUUUUAUUUUGACACUCGCAUCAGUUCCCUAUUUUCAUUUCUCCAAGCCAGUGUUAUGUGUGUGUUUUUAUGUCCAUAGUGAUUACAAAGAAAAGGGAACUAGAUUGUUUUUUUUUUUAUGUCAAGAUUAGAUCAUUCUGGAGUUAUGAAACUGUCACCUGAUUGGCUGGUUUGACUCUUGACAGGCUUCCCUGUUUCUCCAAAUCAUGUGAUAUUAGAAACAGCACUUUGUAGUUUUGCACUGCUGUAGCUCCUCCAUUCACUGAAGCUGUCCCUUUUCUUUACAGAAAACCCAUUGUCUACAGUAACAUUCACGCCAUUUGUCUGACGUUAUGACUUUUCACCUCCUAUCACAGCAAUUUCAUCAGUAUAUACUUGGCCAGUAAAAGUUGCUGACACAUAUAAUUAUAUUAGCUAUUCAGAUACUGUUUGAUGCAUAAUAAUGAUAAUGUGUAAUUAUAUGGGGCAGCAGUGCUCAAACAGGUGCCGU
This is a messenger RNA of Haplochromis burtoni (Burton's mouthbrooder), 2219 nucleotides long. It is a transcript of the gene map3k7cl, whose product is annotated as map3k7 C-terminal like. The coding region runs from base 583 to 1026 and encodes 147 amino acids. The transcript is spliced from 5 exons. The record is from RefSeq and is a predicted model, not a curated record. Gene Ontology annotation, cellular component: cytosol; nucleus. NCBI's taxonomy places the organism in Eukaryota, Metazoa, Chordata, Actinopteri, Cichliformes, Cichlidae.